Carassius auratus (goldfish) is the source of this 6445-nucleotide messenger RNA. Its product is annotated as nitric oxide synthase, brain-like. The transcript is spliced from 29 exons. Gene Ontology annotation, biological process: nitric oxide biosynthetic process. Bases 242 to 4528 code for a protein of 1428 amino acids. The record is from RefSeq and is a predicted model, not a curated record. Gene Ontology annotation, molecular function: nitric-oxide synthase activity; heme binding; NADP binding. Lineage: Eukaryota; Metazoa; Chordata; Actinopteri; Cypriniformes; Cyprinidae.
ACAGCAGUGCGCGCGGAAUAAAUGCUCGCGCACCGGAGCGGAGCGGCAGGAGAGCACAGCUUCUCACGCGCUGCGUGUUUAUACAGCGGCUCGCUCAGACAUGCCACGCGUCUUCUGAGUGGGACACCAGGAGAAAAGUCUCAACCUUCCAUCGGAAUAUUGGUCAAGGGGAGAACCACACUGUUUGAGGCGAUAUUUACAGCCUUUCAAAGUGGAGAGAUUUGACGCACAGUAAGACACAAUGCAGGAAUCUGAGCCCAGCGUGUGUCAGCUGCAGCCAAACAUCAUCUCAGUUCGCCUCUUCAAAAGAAAGAUCGGUGGGCUGGGCUUUCUGGUCAAACAACGUGUGUGCAAGCCACCAGUCAUCGUCUCUGACAUCAUCCGGGGUGGGGCGGCGGAGGAAUGUGGUCUGGUUCAAGUCGGCGACAUCGUCCUGGCCGUGAACAACAAGCCUUUGGUGGACCUGAGCUAUGAACGUGCGCUCGAGACCCUGAAGAACGUGUCACCCGAGAGCCACGCCGUCAUCAUCCUCCGCGGACCCGAGGGCUUCACCACUCACCUGGAGACCACGCUGAGCAGUGACGGGAAAUCCAAAACAGUUCGGGUCACCAGGCCUGUUAUCCCGGCUCAGAGCAGGCCGUGUGAACGAUGUUCGCCUCUCAGCCCCAACAUGACCAAAGAGCUUAGGGCUAUAGAGAACCUGUCCUCUUCCUCUAACCCCCGGAGAGACCCACAGGAGAGCAAACCCCUGAUUCCCCUGCUAGCCCAGGACUCUCUCUCUGACCAUUCAGCCCAUCUCCUCAAUGGGGUGGAGGAGAACAACGACCUGCUGAAGGAGAUCGAGCCAGUGCUGAAGCUCAUCAAGAACAGCAAAAAAGAGAUCAAUGGAGAAGGUCAAAGAGGUGUAGAGAGGAAGGAUGUCGAAGUGCAGGUGGAGAGAGACCUUGGUGUGGGAAAUGGACAGAACGCCCAGCUGGCGUCGGAUAACGACAGAGUGUUUGAUGACCUCUGGAGAAAGGACAACAUGCCUACAGUGCUUAACAACCCUUACUCAGAGAGUGACAAGCCUCAGUCCCUUGGGAGAGUUUCCCCCACUAAGACUGUGCAGAAUGGAAGUCCCACCAAGUGUCCCAGAUUCAUGAAAGUGAAGAACUGGGAAACUGGAGCUUUAUACAACGAUACUUUACAUCUCAGCUCCAGCGAGGUUCCGAUCUGCACUGAGCAAGUUUGUAUAGGCUCUGUUAUGGUGCCAAACCAACACACUCGCAAACCAGAUGAAGUCCGAAGAAAAGAGGAACUGCUGCCGCUUGCAACAGAUUUUAUUGACCAGUACUACACAUCAAUCAAAAGAUGCGGCUCAAAGGCCCAUGUUGACCGGCUAGAAGAGGUUAAAAAAGAGAUGGAAACUUCGGGAACGUAUCAGUUGAAGGACACAGAGCUGAUCUAUGGGGCUAAACAUGCAUGGAGAAAUGCAGCUCGCUGUGUGGGACGGAUCCAGUGGUCCAAACUACAGGUGUUCGAUGCUCGAGAUUGCACAACCGCUCAUGGAAUGUUUAAUUACAUCUGCAACCACAUCAAAUAUGCCACCAACAAAGGAAACCUGAGAUCGGCUAUUACCAUCUUCCCCCAGAGGACAGAUGAGAAGCAUGACUUCCGGGUGUGGAACAGCCAGUUGAUCCGGUACGCAGGCUACAAGCAGCCAGAUGGAUCAAUUCUCGGAGAUCCGGCUUCGGUGGAGCUUACAGAGAUCUGUAUACAGCAAGGAUGGAAAGCUCCAAAAAGCCGUUUUGACGUUUUGCCCCUUCUUCUCCAAGCCAAUGGAAACGAUCCAGAGCUUUUUGAGAUUCCUGGUGAUCUUGUGCUUGAGGUUCCCAUCACACAUCCAAAGUUCGAAUGGUUUAAGGAGCUGAAUCUAAAGUGGUAUGGCCUUCCUGCGGUGUCGAACAUGCUGUUAGAGAUCGGGGGACUGGAGUUCACCGCCUGCCCCUUCAGCGGCUGGUACAUGGGGACAGAGAUCGGCGUCAGAGACUUCUGCGACAGCUCUCGAUACAACAUACUUGAGGAAGUAGCUACAAUGAUGGGGCUGGACACGAGGAAGACUUCAUCUCUGUGGAAGGACCAGGCACUGGUGGAGAUCAACAUUGCAGUCCUUUAUAGUUUCCAGAUGUCAAAGGUUACCAUAGUGGACCAUCACUCAGCCACAGAGUCCUUCAUGAAGCACAUGGAGAACGAGUACAGAGUGAGGGGAGGCUGUCCGGGUGACUGGGUUUGGAUAGUGCCGCCCAUGUCAGGCAGCAUUACACCUGUUUUCCACCAGGAAAUGCUCAACUAUCGCCUCACACCUUCUUUUGAGUACCAGCCUGACCCGUGGAACACUCACGUGUGGAAAGGGGUGAAUGGGACGCCCACAAAGAAAAGAGCAAUUGGAUUCAAGAAACUUGCCAAGGCUGUAAAAUUCUCCGCCAAACUCAUGGGACAAGCCAUGGCCAAGAGAGUCAAAGCCACCAUCUUGUUUGCCACAGAAACUGGGAAGUCGCAGGACUAUGCAAAAACGCUUUGUGAGAUUUUCAAGCAUGCAUUUGAUGCCAAGGUGACGUCCAUGGAUGAAUAUGACACCGUCGACUUGGAACACGAGACGCUUGUGUUAGUGGUGACAAGUACGUUUGGCAAUGGGGACCCUCCGGAGAACGGAGAGAAAUUUGGUGCGGCACUGAUGGAGAUGAGACAUCCCACCACCAGCGUAGAGGACAGAAAGACGUACAAGGUGCGUUUUAACAGCGUCUCUUCAUAUUCUGAUACCCGCAAAUCCUCCAGUGAUGAACCUGAAUCCAAAGCCAACUUUGAGAGCACUGGACCACUUGCUAAUGUCAGGUUCUCUGUGUUUGGCCUUGGCUCUCGGGCAUACCCACACUUCUGUGCGUUUGCCCACGCAGUGGACACGCUGUUCGAAGAGCUCGGUGGAGAACGAAUCCUGCGCAUGGGAGAGGGAGAUGAACUCUGCGGCCAAGAGGAAUCCUUCAGAACGUGGGCCAAGAAGGUUUUCAAGGCUGCAUGUGACGUUUUCUGUGUCGGCGACGAUGUUAAUAUUGAGAAGGCUAAUGAUUCCUUGAUUAGCAACGAUCGUAGCUGGAAGAAAAGCAAGUUCCGGAUGACAUACACGGCGGAGGCACCGACACUAACCCAAGCACUUUACAGCAUUCAUAAGAAGAAAGUUUACGGGGCCAAAUUUCUGAUGAGACAGAACCUACAAAGUGCCAGAUCGAACCGAUCGACUAUAUUUGUGCGUCUUGAUGCCAACAACCACGAGAGCCUGAAAUACUUCCCUGGCGACCAUUUAGGCGUUUUCCCUGGCAACAACGAAGUUCUAGUUAUGACUCUUAUUGAGAAACUGGAGGACGCACCGCCGGUCAAUCAAAUUGUGAAAGUGGAGUUCUUGGAAGAAAGAAACACAGCGUUGGGUGUGAUAAGUAACUGGACGGACGAGACUCGUAUUCCGCCCUGUACCAUCUAUCAGGCUUUCAAAUACUUCCUGGACAUAACCACCCCUACAAGUCCCCUACUACUGCAACAGUUUGCUCCUCUAGCGACUAACGAGAAACAGAGAAAGAGACUAGAGGUGCUCAGCAAGGGUUUACAGGAGUAUGAGGAGUGGAAGUGGUACAAUAACCCUUCUGUAGUGGAGGUGUUAGAGGAGUUCCCAUCCCUCCAGAUCCCCUCCACCCUUCUCUUGACCCAGCUGCCCCUGCUACAGCCACGAUACUACUCCAUCAGCUCCUCUCCAGACCUCCAUCCAGGAGAGAUUCACCUCAGUGUGGCAGUGGUGUCCUAUCGGCCCAGAGAUGGAGAAGGUCCUGUGCACCACGGAGUGUGUUCCUCCUGGCUCAAUAGCUUGGAAGAAGGCGAUACGGUGCCAUGCUUUGUCAGAGGGGCUCCGACGUUCCAUAUGCCAAAAGACAGCCAGGUUCCGUGUAUUCUGAUUGGUCCAGGAACUGGAAUCGCUCCAUUCAGAAGCUUCUGGCAACAGAGACUGUAUGAUAUUCAAAACAAGGGAAUCAAGGCAUGCCCCAUGAUCUUGGUUUUCGGUUGUCGGCAGUCACAGAUUGACCACAUUUACAAGGAGGAGACCAUCCAGGCCAAGAACAAGGAAGUGUUUAAAGAGCUUUACACCGCAUACUCCAGAGAGCCUGGGAGACCAAAGAAAUACGUCCAAGAUGUGCUUCGCGAGCAGCUGUCUGAAACCGUGUACAAAUAUCUGCGAGAAGAAGGUGGACAUAUCUACGUCUGUGGAGACGUCACCAUGGCCGGAGAUGUACUGAAAACAGUCCAACAGAUCUUUAAACUGCAUGGAAACAUGUCUCUGGAAGAUGCUGGCUUCUAUAUCAGCAAACUGAGGGAUGAGAAUCGAUACCACGAGGACAUCUUCGGUGUAACCCUGCGCACUUACGAGGUCACCAACCGUCUAAGGUCGGAGUCUAUUGCAUUCAUCGAAGAGAGCAAGAAAGACACGGAUGAGGUGUUUUGCUCAUAGUCACAUUUUCCGUCCAUAUAUUGCUGGUUUUUGCUCAAGCUCUUAUCAGCCAGCCAGAAGCAUGAUGGGACACCAACCAUGAUUCACAAAAACUGUGCCAAGUUUGUCUGUAAAAAAAUUCUUCUUUUCUUGUAUUUUAUGGAAUAUUUCAUUUUCUUUGCUAGGUCUUGUUUGAUGUGCAUCUCUUAAUACAAGUCCCAUUCACUUGAAUUUCUGAAUGCACUUUUUUAUGUGUCUUUAUGCUUUGUCCUGACUAAUGGGCUGCGUGCACUUAGACAUGGCCAGCCUUUUUUUAAGUGUUAGCAACAUCAGUGGCUUUCCUCAUGUGCAACAGGCAUAAAUAUUGACUUUACUAUUAAGAGAUGGGAAGUUUUUGGGAAGUCUCUAUGCAUGCUAAAAAAAGAGGACAUGCUUAUAUCUAUAGAAGGUGAAUCUGUUUAAAAGAACCUAACAUAGAUCUCUUUAAACGGACCCAUUCAUACUGUCCUUGGCCUUAAAAGUGGGUUCAGAUCUCAUUUUGGUCCGUUUGGAUUAAUUUUGGUUUUGUAAGAGUCACAAACAACCAUUUUAUUAAUUAUAUUAUUCAUUUGUCCUCUUCCCAUAGUAUAUUAUUUAAUAUUCAAUAUAAUAAUAAUAAAAGAUAAUUCCGUUUUUUCUCGCAAUUCCAGGUUUACAUCACAAUUCUUAGUUUAUAUCUGGCAAUUCUUGUGUCUCAGAACUCUGCGUUUACAUCUCACAAUACGGUAAUUCUGAAAUCACAUAUCGCAAUUAUACAUUUUAUCUCAGAAUUCUGAGUUUACAUGAGUGUAUAAUUCAUAAUUCUGCCAUUUUUUUCUCCGAAUUCUGAGUUUGCAUUGUGCAAUUCUGUUUUGUUUUGUUUUCCACCAUGGAGAAAAAAAAAAGAAAAACGUAAUUUGCGACUUUUCAUUUCAUAAUUAUUUCACAUGCUUUUUCCUCAGUGUUGCGAGUUUAUACCUCACACCUGCAGAUUAUAAACUUGUGAGAUAUAAACUCUGAACUGAGAUAGUCACAGUUAAAGUAAAAAUACUACCUACAGUGGCUUUGAUAUGGAUCAAACUAAGAUGAAACCACAUUUAUCUCAAGCUAACGGUAAAAAAAAAAGUAAGAAAACAUCAAUGCGGCGCAUAGUUUAUUUUUUUGCAUGCAAUGCCUUUUUGAUGGCUUUGAAAAGACAGUUUUCUGGCAAUGAAUCUUUUAAGAGAAGUCACUGCUUUGCUUUCUGAAAUGUACGUUCAGUUAGGUCCUAGCUCGCUUCAGAUUUGCUUUGAAAACUUUUUUGAGUUAUGAGUGGCCUCCGGCAUGAAAAAUAUUACAUGAGGUAAUUUGAUUUUGAGGGACUUUGCUUUCUGUUGUCUUUCUGUAGGAGAAUAUUCUUGUUGUAUGUAAGCUGUUAACACUGAAUGUUUCCCUCCCCACAUUUGGGUUUUGCACCGUUUAAACUCCGUGAUGAAAGAAUUUGGGCAAAAAAGAGUCACAUACAUGCAUAUGUUAAAUAUAUAAUAUGUAGGAGAAUUUUUUAAGAAUGUAUUUUGAUUAUGGGUGUUGAUUUGGUUUUGUCCUUCUGAGUUGCUUGUAAUCUCUUACGUGAAUAUGACGAUAAUUAGUUUGGGGGAAUCUGAAGCAUUAUUCUGAAUGCAUGAUGUUAGCGUCCUGUUUUCUCUUAACCUGUUUCUGUUUAACUGUUGUGAUCGCGUCCUUCCUCUGUGACUGGACGGAGAAGAGGUUUUAAGGUUUUUUUUUUCUCUAUUUGUGUUUGUUCUUUGCUGCUGCUAAAAGAAGCUGUUCUGCUGUGAAUCUUCUAUUGUGGAACUUCGAACAUUGAAACAUUUGCCAUUUUAAUGCAUAUACUGCAAGAACUUUGCAUCUACUUAAUAAUAAAAAACAUUUGUAUGUCAA